This is a messenger RNA of Ilyonectria robusta, 444 nucleotides long. Its product is annotated as ankyrin repeat protein. The record is from RefSeq and is a predicted model, not a curated record. Gene Ontology annotation, cellular component: T-tubule. Lineage: Eukaryota; Fungi; Ascomycota; Sordariomycetes; Hypocreales; Nectriaceae. The annotation marks the transcript as partial. The transcript has 2 exons. Gene Ontology annotation, molecular function: protein binding. Gene Ontology annotation, biological process: protein localization to T-tubule; regulation of cardiac muscle contraction.
CUCAACUCGGCUUUAGAUAGUGGUCAUUUAGAAGUAGUCAGGCUGCUACUGGAGAAAGGGGCAGAUCUGACAGUCGGAGACAAUAAUAGAUGGACCCCGCUCAACUCGGCUUCGCUAAAUGGUUAUUUGGAGAUCGUCAAGCUGCUACUGGAGAAAGGGGCAGAUCUGACAGUCGCCAACAAGAAUGGAUGGACCCCACUCAGUUCAGCUUCGCUAAGGGGCCACUUGGAUGUAGUCAAGCUUCUGUUAGAGAAGGGAGCAAACUUCAUCAAAGACCCUCGCGGCAAAACACCCUUGAUUUGGGCUGCACAACGAGGGCACUAUGAAUCUGUCCAAGUAUUGCUUGCGCACGAAGGCGUGGAUCCAAACAUUCGAGAUCAGGUCGGUCGAACCGCCCUCUCGUGGGCUGCUGGGAAAGGCCAUGACAAUGUGCUCGAGCUACUU